GACCUAAUUCCCACUCCAUUUUUCUCUCCUGCCACUACCCUACCCCCGCCAACUCCCGUAUCUUACUUCACCUCCACUCCUCCCAAACUGGCGGCUCAUGACGCAACGCCGCCGCUCGAACCAGAACUCCUCUCCUGAAACCGAACUCCAGACCCCAGAAACCACUGGCGCAACCGCCAUGAGGCUAAUUGUGCCUCUACAAGGUAUUGUCCAGGGCAGAGGAGGCUUAAUCUUGGGCUCUCUAAUCCCCUGCGCUCUCUUCUACUUCCUCCAGUUAUACCUCAAACGAAACCGUUCUCCGAAUCCUCCGCCAAGGUCCACAUCGUCAGCAAACCUAGGGGAGUUGCCGAGAACGUCCUCCCGCUCCAAUUUGUCCUCCCGCGGCUCGAUUGGGCCUGUUCAGAUAUCUGUUCGGGCGAGUUCGAUUGCCAAACCCAGCGAUUCUCCGUACUAUAUCGGAUUGGAGAAGGCGGCGGAGGAUCCGUAUGAUAGACUGGAUAAUCCGAAUGGCAUUAUCCAGCUUGGAUUAUCCGAGAAUAGGCUGUGUUUUGAUUUAAUUGAGAAAUGGGUUUCGGAAAAUUUGACGGAUUCAAUAAUGGGAAGAGAGGGUGGGGAGCUGAGUAUCAGCGGGAUUGCCACCUACCAGCCGUUUGAUGGAAUGACUGAAUUGAAAGUGGCUAUGGCGGAUUAUAUGUCGCAGGUCAUGGGCAGAACUGUUUUGUUUGAUCCAUCCCAAUUGAUAUUAACUGCUGGUGCAACCCCUGCAAUUGAGAUACUAAGUUUCUGCUUGGCAGAUCAAGGAAAUGGAUUUCUCAUUCCCACACCUUAUUAUCCUGGUUUUGACAGGGAUAUCAAAUAUCGAACAGGAAUCGAGCUAAUACCUGUUCACUGUCGCAGCACUGACAAUUUCAUGUUAAGCAUGACUGCUCUUGAUCAAGCAUUCAAUCAGGCAAGAAAACGAGGAAUUAAAAUUCGUGGAAUUCUCCUUUCAAACCCUUCAAACCCUGUUGGCAAUCUACUUUCUCGAGAUAUGCUCUACGGUCUUCUAGACUUUGCUCGGGAGAAGAAUAUCCACGUUAUAUGUGACGAAAUAUUUGCAGGAUCUAACUAUGGGAGCGAGGAAUUUCUUAGCAUGGCAGAAAUUGUUGAAUCAGAAGAAUUUGAUAGGACCAGGGUUCAUAUAAUUUAUGGACUGUCAAAGGAUCUUUCUCUUCCAGGAUUUAGGGUUGGCGUGAUCUAUUCCUUUAAUGAGAAAGUUCUAGCUGCUGCCAAGAAGUUAACAAGAUUUUCUUCUGUUUCUGCACCAACACAAAGGCUUCUGGUAUCAAUGCUUUCAAAUACAAGAUUCAUUGAGGAAUACAUUGAAACCAACAAAAAGAGGAUUAGGGAAAUAUAUCAUUUAUUCGUGGCCGGUCUGGAGGAAUUAGGAAUCAGGUGUGCAGAGAGUAGUGCUGGCUUAUUUUGUUGGGCUAAUAUGAGCAGUCUAAUUCCUUCUUACAGUGAGAAAGGGGAGCUUGAGUUAUGGGAACAGCUGUUGAACAUAGCUAAGAUCAAUGUAACUCCUGGUUCAGCGUGCCACUGCAUAGAACCAGGAUGGUUCAGGUGUUGUUUUACCACAUUAUCUCAGGAGGAUAUUUCUGUUGUUAUGGAACGGAUCAGGAAAGUUGCUGAAACCUGUAAAUCUUCCUGUUGAAACACCUAAAACCUUGAUUGCCUCUAGUAUUUCUCUUUCAGUAACUUAAGAAGAGGAUGUGCUUAUGCACAUUAUAGCUUUUCAGUUGGAAAUUUGACAAAUAUAUAUCCACCUCAAAGUUCUUGCAGAGUAGGAUAUCAUAUUACAUUCUGGAACUUGUAAAUUUUGUGUCUGCUAUCACACAACAAUGACUUGGAUAACCUUGAUGGAGAAAUUUCAGGUUGAUGUUGAAUAGCAAGUAUGAAUAUUUGUUUUUUAAAGGAACUUCUGUCUUGGCUGGAACAUUUUCCACUCCAAUCCUUCAAUUAAGUUUUUUUUGCUAGUUCUGAAGAUGCAGCAUCCUGAAGCUCUCUUCUUCUUCAUUUCCUGUUCUAUUUGCAUUCAGGCAAGAGAAAUUGUUCUCAAUAUCUUGUGCACGAUGCCAGAUAAUUAGGGAUUACAGUAUUCUGUACAUGAUAGUGCCUAAAAGUGGCAUGAGUGCUUGAUUUUGCU
Rubroshorea leprosula is the source of this 2185-nucleotide messenger RNA. NCBI's taxonomy places the organism in Eukaryota, Viridiplantae, Streptophyta, Magnoliopsida, Malvales, Dipterocarpaceae. The record is from the annotation of a GenBank genome assembly.